Molecule: messenger RNA, 5482 nt
Organism: Penaeus indicus
Lineage: Eukaryota; Metazoa; Arthropoda; Malacostraca; Decapoda; Penaeidae
Exons: 4
Coding region: 1338-4352 (1004 amino acids)
Biological process (GO): negative regulation of transcription by RNA polymerase II; cell differentiation; positive regulation of transcription by RNA polymerase II
Molecular function (GO): nuclear receptor activity; RNA polymerase II cis-regulatory region sequence-specific DNA binding; zinc ion binding
Source: RefSeq, a predicted model, not a curated record
AGCCGUGCAGCUCGGUUUCUUAUUGGCUGCCUGCUCCGCGGGACACGCCCUUCGCACUGCAGCACUCGUCGUUGAACAGGUAAAUGGAGAUUUUCAGAAAACUGAAUUAGAUUAAUAGAUCAGCCAAACGUACGCGGGAAAUGAGAGGAAUUAAAAUGAUAAGACCUGCAGGCGGAGGCGCUGGGUCGUCGCCACGGAUGACUUAACACGCUCGUGUGAAAAAAAUGAAUUCAAUAUUUUCUUCAGUGUUAGUCCUAGUCCCUUUGCCCGAUAACACUCACACACCUGCUAGCACUUGCAGCAAGACGGGUUGGAUUCCAACAUAAUUUCAUUGGCUAAUGAUAAGGUGGACACCGCAGUGACUAGCAACUAGCAGAUAGCAGCGUAGUGUGUCAGUCUGUAUCUCUUUGUCAGUGAGUGAACGUCAAGUUAAGCUGUUGCAUUGAGACGCGUUUUUCCUUGGUGACUGCUUCUGAACUUUCCUCAGUGCGAGUCUCCCCAAGUGCACAGCGCUCAGUGCUCAGGACAGCCACCAAUCAGCGGCUGGCGUGCGCGCGCGUGUGAGUGUGUGUGUGUGUCAGGUGCGAGCUGCACCGGCCACCCUCCCUACCUGUCUCCAAGCCGACCCUCAUCUGUCCCCUCGAAGCGGCGGUGGAGUCCCGCCGAGUGCCCGACGGAGGCGGAGCGGCUCCUGGCGGCAUCUUGGGACGAGGAGAGAACAAUGGGUCGGCGGCCGGCCCGGCGAGAGUGCACGAGGGACAAGCAGUAGCAUCCCGAGGGCGGCGGCGGCGGAGGAGGAGGAGGGCUCAUGCACGCGGAGAGGAGGAGGAGGAGGAGGCGGCGGCUUGAUCACGUUUUCACCUUGGCUGACGAAGCCGCACUCGCUGCUUUCUCUGCGUCGAAGACGGUGAGAAAUGAUGUCGGCGGCGCUCAUGUGAGUGCAGGCGCCUCCUCGCGGCUGCGGUCGGGCUGCCGCCGCCUCUCGCUGCUCCUCACAGCUAAUGCAGGCCCCUCUGGCCUCGUCGGAAGCACGCACGCACGGCCAGACAGGCUGUUGACUGUCUGCGAUUGCAGUUAGUGACGUCGGCGCCCGGCUUGUCACUCGCGCGGGCGGGAGGCCAAGCGCAAGAAAUCGGACAUCACCUACGCCACCAAGUGCAGCCCGAGACCUUGACAAUUAACCCAGUUUAGCAAGUCGCGGACGUCCCUUUUCUUCUUCCUUCUUUCCCCCACCUCCCCGUCUACUCGCCUCCCCUUCUCUUCCUCCUCCCUCGCCCCCUUCUCCUCCUCCACUUCCACCCGCCUCCUCCGCCUCCCCCGCCUCCCCCGCCUCAGCCAUGCAGAUAAUCAACAAACCCGAGGAGUUCUUCUCCGGGGCUGGCAACGCUUACACGUGCAAGGGGUGGCGGCGCUCCCCCCCUCUCGCUCCUCUUGCUCCUCGCGCUGCUCCUUCCCCUCUUGCUCCUCCACUCCUUCCUCCUCAUCUCCCCCCCCCCCUGCCCGCCCCCCGCCCCCACGAGGCCUCUCCAGCGCCCCCUCUAUCCAGCUACGCCAACACGCCGCCUCCUGCCCCCCCUCCGAGCGGCGCCGAGGCAGGCCACCGCCACCGCCGCCACCUUGCCGCCACGUCCGAGCUGUGUAAUUAUGCCUCGUUUCGCCGUAGUGCAAUGUCACCGCCCGGAUAUAUCACUCACGCGCCGUACUUCGCGGCCGAGGCGCCCUCCGGUCAUCGCCAACUUAGAGGUCCGGACGGCAGUGACGUAGGAGUGGCCAGCGGCGGCAGCAACAGUGGCGGAGGCAGCGCGGGCGGCGGUGCAACAGCCGUGGGCGUUGCCAAGAUGUCGGCCGUUGCAAGAAAUACAGCCACCUCCAUGCCCUCCAGUGGGGACACUCCCUCCAGGAAACCUGUGCGCCUAUGCCAGGUGUGCGGAGACAUUGCAAAAUCGCUGCACUUCGGCGGCCUCUCAUGUGACUCAUGCAAGGCGUUUUUCCGGCGCUCCGUCCAGAAUGACGCCUACAAGCACUUCCGCUGCGGAGGGGACCAGAAGUGCGCCAUCUCCAUUGCUUCAAGGAAGUUUUGUAAAUAUUGCAGGUUUGCAAAGUGUGAGAGCAUCGGUAUGACAAAGUCAUGGGUAAUGAGCGAAGACGAGAGACUACAGCUGAUGAAGACACGCCUCACCAAACGGAUGAUGUACCAGCAGGGCGGCUCAACUGGGGGCUCGGGUGGUGGGGGCAGUGUGGGAGGAGCUGGAGGUGGUGGAAGGGCAUGCAGCACUGCGUCUAGUGGUGUCAUGAAGGAUGCCUCCUCGCCCUACCACACUAAUGCCUCCUCCAAAACACAGGUGUCGCGCUACCAACACAACACGAAUCCCUCACCCACUUACCACCCGCCCACACGCCAGGUGGACCUUGGCUCCUCUGGGUCCUCUCCAAACAGCUCUCCGCCCACACCCGUCUCGGGACCCCUCACGCCCAUACAGUAUGGGCCAAUCCCACCCAAGGUGAUGCAGCAGUGUGGCACCAAGGAAGAGAGUCCUGACAGGGGCCUUGGCAGAGGCAUCAAGAGGGAAAGUGAUGAUGAGGAAAUGAGGGUGGAGCGGGUGUUCAACCCAGCAUCGCAGUACCUGAAUGAAAGUGAGGUCGAUAUGCUAACCCGUGUGAUCAGCAACAUCAAGCUGGUUGACCAGCAACUGCCCUACACCAAAAACACCCCAGCUGAUGUGAUGUCCAUCUACAAACGCUUUGCCGAGAGAUUGACACGGUUCCUCAGGCAGUUCCCAGAAUUCAACAAUCUCACACACAUGGUCCAAGGAAUGACCAUCAAGAAAAAUAUCACAGUCAUUGCAUUGGUGUUUGCCUCCAGCUUCAUCAAUGAGGAAACUGGCAGCUACAACAAUAUCCACUCUCCAGCUCAGCCCAUGGUCACCAACAUGAAUAUGAUUCAGAAAGCAAUGUCCCCCGAAGUUUUCAGCAAGUUCAGAGAAAUCCUGGGCUCUCUCCGACAGUACAAUGUGGAUUCCCGGAUGGCUUAUCUCCUGGUCCUGAUCAUUGUGUUUAAUUGUGAUGGCCAGGAUUCCACAAGAGAGAAUUUUCAGCGGAUUCUGCAGCAGUACAUUUUGUGGAAGUAUGGCGAAGUGUCAGGGAAGCCUUUGUUUGAGGGGUUGAUGCGAACCUUACAGGCUGUCAGACGCCACUCUGAGCUGUUUGAGAACAUGUCUGUCCAGCGCCGGAACCUGAUGUGUGCAAAUAUGCAGAACAACAUAAGGCCACAAAUAACCGCGGGGCAUAUCAGCCAGUGCCGUCAGGACCUCAACCUCUCUGAUCUGGAUGUGAAACAUAAAGUUGACUCACUGACUGGAGAACAGAUAAGACAGAUGUUAAAUGGAAUGGACAUAGAGCAGAUGAAACAGAUGCUGCAAGGCAAUGGGUUGGAACAGAUGAAGCAGAUGUUGCAGAACAUGGAAGCUGAUCCUUCAUUGACAGAGAUGGUUGCAGAAGGCAACAACCCUUUAGUCCACUCACCACCAUUGCACUGUAACUCCCCCCAGAGUAUGGUCCAGUCCCCUCACAGCUUACUCCAGUCCCCACACUCCAUGCUCCCCUCACCACACAGCAUGAUGCAGUCUCCUCAGAGCAUGAUGCAGUCACCACAUAGCAUGAUGGACUCUCCCCACAGUAUGAUCCAGUCUUCAUCUCCAGGCAUGAUGCAGCCCUCCAACAUGAACCAAGGUGUUCCCACCAUGCUGGACAUAUCCCACAACCUGAGCCAAAGCCCAAAUGCUACUGUGUCUCAGAUCAUCAAGAGUUCAACCAAUCUACUUAAUAAUUACCAGGACAUGAAGCCUCCAGUGUCCUUCAUGAAUUCCCCACAGUCUCUUGAGUUGUCCCAGAGUCCCAUUGAGCUGCCAAGUCCUUCGUCACACUCCAUGAAUCUGGCUCCUUCCCCCGCUCCUUAUAUCCCAAACCAGGAAAGCUACAUUGUUGAGCAUCACCCAACAGAGCCUUCAUACCCAGACCACUGCCAGUCUCCUAUUGGUGACACAGCAUACCUUAACCCACCCUCAUAUACCCAGACGCCGUACAGCCCUGCUCCGCUCUCAGACCAGUACAGUAACACGUAUCAGCCCUUGUUCUCACCCCUGCCAUACAAGGAUGACGGCCAGAGUAUCAGCAGUGGCAGUACUGCCAGCAGUAGUGGGGUUGGACUGAGCCUCACCUCAAGUCUGACAUCGCCCAUUUCGUCCCUCCUGACAUCCCCGACCCCCUCCCAUUCCUCGCUCCAGGAGUCGGAUAAUAGCUUGUCAAACUACCAAGAGCCUGAACAUGGUAACUCUCUCGGAGCUGCUCCUUAACUCCAAGGUGUUUAGAGACUUCAUAUGUGACCAUCAUAUGUGUAUUCCAAGCGAGUUCCUGCUAUAGGUUCCGGCUGUAGAGAUCAUUACUAGAUAAUGUUAAUUGUUGUAGCUUAGAGCCAAUGUGACAUUUAUCAUAGAGUGACCUCAUCUCGCAUACUGCCCAAAUCCUCGCUCUAGAAGUUUCAUGUGCAAAAUUCUUAUUUUUGAUGUCAAAAGGCAAAAAGAAUAAACUGAUCAUAAUUGCUGUGAAACAAAGUAGGAAUUUGCAUAUAAUGUUUCUAAGUGACAAUGAUUUGUACAAUAACCUUCCAAGUCCGGCCAUAAACUCACAACUGAAGUAUAUUGCAAAGAACUUGCAAAUAUGUACAGGUUCUCAUGUCUCAAGACAUUUGAGUUGAUGCUCCCAACUACCUACUUGUCUUCUACCUCACUCAACAGGUUACAUGAUUACAGAAAGUGUUAAUAUUCCGAUGAUUUCCUUGUUAUCGGUGUAGCUGUUUCCAGUCAAUACAGUGAAUGUGCUGAGCUUACCACUGCUGGGAUAUUUAGAUUAGUUGAAGUUCUGCUCAGCUCUAUAUACUUGCUCUGAAGAGAAAUAUUGCUAGCCUGGACACACAUCCUUGUGAGAAGUUGAAGUUUUGGCCACAGUCAUGUUGGGGUUUGGGAUCCAUGAUUGUUUAUAGAGUUUGACUUUCCCUUUCAUGAACUCUGUGAGGAGUUGAAACCUCUGUACAGUAAAAAGUUGUGUAAUAUGGACCAAUGCCACUGCAACAAGUGGUCUUGGUAGUGGAAUAUAGCUGUUGCAGGAUUUCUUUUUAUUUUGUAAAUAGUAUAUGCAAAUUAGACUGCAACAUUUCAUGUAUGGCUGGAUCAGCCAUAUAGCAGCUGAAAGUGCAAGUUAAAGUAAUGAAUUUCUUGUCAAUUUUGAAGCUGCUCUGUUACGUUUGAGCACUGUUGUAUAUUGUGCUGGCAGACAAUGGUUAGCCGGGGACAGCAUGUGGAUGGAAAAUUAGAGAUGGACCUUGCUAACAUUUUUUUUAUCAAUUGGCAGAAAACUUAAACUGUGAUAUAACUAUAUAUAUAUUUACAUUAAAAAAAUAACUAAAAAUAAAACAAAGUACAUCAAA